Molecule: messenger RNA, 1317 nt
Organism: Pelobates fuscus (common spadefoot toad)
Lineage: Eukaryota; Metazoa; Chordata; Amphibia; Anura; Pelobatidae
Gene: GNMT
Product: glycine N-methyltransferase
Exons: 6
Coding region: 199-1080 (293 amino acids)
Biological process (GO): one-carbon metabolic process; S-adenosylmethionine metabolic process; regulation of gluconeogenesis
Cellular component (GO): cytosol
Molecular function (GO): glycine binding; identical protein binding; S-adenosyl-L-methionine binding
Source: RefSeq, a predicted model, not a curated record
GUUAUCGCAGAUUGUGAGAAGUUGUGUUAUAAGAGGUUGUGAGUACGUGUAAUCGGAAGCUGUGAGUAGUGUUUCUGUAGUUGCCCUGGACACUUUAUCUGUAUUGUAGUGUUUGUUUGCUUCUCUCACAUUGUGUAUCUGUUUGUGUAUAAGUCACAAUUCCCAGUGCAUUUGUUCUCUGUGUAGUGUCGGUGUAAGAUGGUGGACAGUGUGUACCGUACCCGCUCCCUGGGAGUGGCAGCAGAGGGUCUCCCGGAUCAGUAUGCAGAUGGCAAAGCUGCCAGAGUCUGGCAUUACUAUAUUGGGGACAAACGCAGCCGAACAGAUGAGUAUCGCUGUUGGAUCCAGUCACUGCUGCAAAGACACAACUGUCAGACGGUGCUGGACGUGGCAUGUGGCACAGGGGUGGAUUCGGAGAUGCUGGUGGAGGAAGGAUAUUCGGUGGUAAGCGUUGAUGCCAGCGACAAGAUGCUAAAAUACGCUUUAAAGACUCGGUGGAACCGUCGGAAAGAGCCGGCUUUUGACAAGUGGGUUAUCGAAGAAGGGAACUGGCUGUCUCUGGACCAGGAUAUCACACCUCCUGGAUCUGGAUUUGAUGCAGUGAUUUGUUUGGGAAACUCAUUUGCUCAUCUUCCUGAUUUUAAAGGUGAUCAGAGUGACCAGCGCCUGGCUCUUCAUAACAUUGCAAAAAUGGUCCGUCCUGGUGGAAUAUUAAUUAUUGACCAUCGCAACUAUGACUACAUACUGAGCACAGGGCGUGCACCUGAGGGCAAGAAUAUUUAUUACAAGAGUGACCUAACGCAGGACAUUAGCACCUCCAUACUCUUGGUAAAUAACAAAGCUCACAUGGUGACUCUAGAUUACACCGUUCAAGUUCCGACUCAUGGAGAGUCAGUGCCAGAAUUAAGCAAAUUCCGUCUGUCUUAUUAUCCUCACUGCCUUGAGUCAUUCACUGCUCUCUUGCAUGAGGCAUUUGGAGGUCAGUGUGAACACAUGGUAUAUGGGGACUUCUUGCCUUAUAACCGUGACCAGGAGACAGCCCCCUGCUACUUUAUCCAUGUGACAAAGAGAACAUCAUGAGUAGACACAUGUAUUCCGAAAACCUUUUCAUUGCCAGUGGAACCAGAUCUUCAUCUGUUGUUGUGGUUUCUUAACUAAUAUCUUUAAAUGGUGGUUUCAUUCCUAGUCUAGACUGCUGUGUACAAUAUGUUAAGAAUCAGCAGGUUUUGUGAGCUUUGGUGUUGCUAUGGAUGCUGGGUGUGCCAUGCUUAUAUCCCUGUAUAUUUUGGGUGAGACAUGACAAUGUUGCUUUAGGUA